Messenger RNA from Arabidopsis arenosa, 2125 nucleotides. The record is from the annotation of a GenBank genome assembly. NCBI's taxonomy places the organism in Eukaryota, Viridiplantae, Streptophyta, Magnoliopsida, Brassicales, Brassicaceae.
CCCAACCUUCUUCUUCCCUAAGAUUAGUUUUUUUGCACUUCUCUCUUUCCCUCGAUCGCUGCUUCUUCGCCGCUCAAUCUCUAGUUCCGUUCCGUUAGUUCUUCGUCGGAGAUACGGGGUGGCGAGAAUCCUGCUGCAAGUGGUAGCUGUUUGAUACUGAGUGAUUUUGUCACAGCAACAUGAAUAUGCCGCUGUUGGAUAUUCAACCACGAACGUUGCAGUUUGCAGUUGACCUGAAGAAGCAGAGUUCUUGCGUGGUACAGCUAACCAAUACUACCCAUCAUUAUGUUGCAUUUAAGGUUAAAACCACAUCACCUAAGAAGUACUGUGUUCGUCCAAAUGUUGGUGUUGUUGAACCAAAAUCAUCCUGUGAAUUCACUGUCAUUAUGCAAGCUUUUAAAGAACCACCUCCAGAUAUGGUUUGCAAAGACAAAUUCUUAAUCCAGAGUACUGCUGUAUCUGCGGAAACAACUGAUGAAGACAUCACAGCUAGCAUGUUUUCGAAAGCGGAAGGCAAACACAUAGAGGAGAACAAACUCAGAGUCACUCUCGUGCCGCCCUCUGACUCACCUGAACUAUCUCCAAUCAAUACACCGAAGCAGGAAGCAGGAUUUAAAGAUUCCAUCCUCAAGGAUCGUUUAUAUAGCCAGUCAGAGACCCUAGCUCCGCCACAAUAUGAGGGUGAGAUUGGAAAAGAGCCUAGGAUGGUUGGACAUGAUGAGUUAAAGGCAACCGACAAUGCAAAGGAGUUAAAGACACCAAAAAUGGCGACCGUGGAUUUUAUGGAAGAUCGAUAUACUGCUAAUGACUUGAAGGCAACUAAAGAUAGCUACGAUUCAUCGAGGAUGGCAAAGGAAACUGGAUUCGAUCCAAUUAUGUCUCAUAAGGUUGCAGAUGAUGGAAGGGGGAUUAAGGCAACAACUAAUUUGGACGCUCCCAUGAAGAAGGCCAUGGAUCUACCUAGGGAUCAAGGGUUUACUAAUGGAAUAGCUUCAGUUGACAAUGCAACCUAUCCCGAUGAACCAAAGGUACCUAAGGAGAGAGAUGUUGUCCAGCUGCAGAAAACAGAUGGCCAGAAUGCCAGAGGAUUGGAUGAACUUAAGUUGGUUAAAGACAUUGAGGAGAUGAAGCUGAAAGUGGAUGCUCUUGAAUCCAAGUUAAAACAGGCUGAUUCAACCAUUUCGAAGCUAAUGGAGGAGCGAUCGAUAAGCUCCCAACACAGACAAAGCUUGCAACAUGAGCUGGCGGAACUGAGAACGAAGAAGAUAGUGAAAGAAGUGCACAAUGGGUUCCCUCUGCUGUAUUUAUGCGUUGUGGCAUUCAUCAGCUAUGUUAUCGGAUGGGCGUCCAUAGCUUCGUAUCUACCACAAAGAACGGACAAUGAUAUCAAGAACUACUGGAACACACAUUUGAAGAAGAAGCUCAACAAGUCCGAGACUGACGAGAGAAGCAGAUCAGAGAACAUGGUGUUGCAAACUUCCGCCACGAGAAACACCCUUAAUCAUAGAUCUACCUAUGCUUCAAGCACCGAAAACAUUUCCCGCCUUCUUGAGGGUUGGAUGAGAGCAUCUCCAAAGAGUAGUACAACAACUACUUUCUUGGAACACAAAAUGCAGAACCGGACAAACAAUUUCAUCGAUCAUCACAAUGAUCAGUUUCCAUACGAGCAGCAUCAAGGUUCUUGGGAAGAGGGUCAUAGCAAAGGAAUCAACGGGGAUGGUCAGGGUAUAAAGAAUUCAGAGAGUAACAACGGUGAUGAUGUUCAUCAUGAAGAUGGUGAUGAUGAUGAUGAUCAUCAUAAUGCUACACCACCAUUGACAUUUAUUGAGAAAUGGCUUUUGGAGGAAACAAGUACUGCUGGGGGCCAAAUGGAAGAGAUGAGCCACUUGAUGGAGCUCUCUAAUAUGCUUUAAUUGUGACAUUUUCUCCUUUGUUUUUCUUUUUCCUUGUGAAUCUUAUUAAUGAGACUACUAAUUUUAUGUACACGAAUAAAGAAACCAGAAAGACAUAAUAUCAUAUGUGUUUUGGUUUCUCUAAGAUAUAAGUAGCUAAAAUGCUCACUGCAUAAGUUGUAACUAAUCUAAACUUGUCUACCCAUUUACAUGAAUAAAAUCCAAUCUAAGAC